This is a messenger RNA of Vespula pensylvanica (western yellowjacket), 2786 nucleotides long. RefSeq names its product 60 kDa SS-A/Ro ribonucleoprotein-like. Gene Ontology annotation, cellular component: ribonucleoprotein complex. Lineage: Eukaryota; Metazoa; Arthropoda; Insecta; Hymenoptera; Vespidae. Gene Ontology annotation, molecular function: RNA binding. Bases 307 to 1977 code for a protein of 556 amino acids. The record is from RefSeq and is a predicted model, not a curated record. The transcript has 8 exons.
CGUUCGUUGGGUGUAAACCGUACGCUUCGUUUUCUUCGUAAAUGCAAGGUAAUUUGUUUAUAAUUAAUUAUUUAUUAAUACUUAUUAUCGUUUUUAAUUGCGAUAGGAACACUGAAUGUUACUUUGAUUAUUAUCGAUCGCACUGUGUCUUUAAGGAAUAUGAUUUUCACGUCGCGACUACAUUUGUCUCCGUAAUGGCAGCGUUAUUCUUUGUGUAUUCUUAUUAUAGGGAAGAAUGUUUGAUCUGUCUGAAUAUUUAAUCAUGGUGAUGUAGUUGCUGCCUCAACUGCCUCAAUACAUUGAAAAAUGGAUGCAACUAAACCAAACAAAGGGUUUAAGAAAAUGGAAUUUGGUUUUCACUCGUUCGAAGAACAAAUGUCUGCAUUUCUAUAUGUUGGAAAAGAAUUUGCUCUUUAUCAUCCAGGAAAUUUGUUUGCCCAUAAUUAUUUUUUAGCGGUAAAUGUAGGAUGUAUAGAGAAAUUAGCUGCGGAUGAAAAUAAGCAACUAUUACCCAUUGAAAUUAUUUUAAAGGCAUUUGAAAGUGAUCUUGUUCCACACUUUGAAACAUUAAUAUUCGCGUUAGCAGUGUGCAGCAAACAAGUUUACAGUGAAAGUUUACGUCAUGCGGCCUAUGCAAUUGUAGGAAAAAUUUGUUCGUUGCCAGAACAUUUUAUCUUAUUCAUAAAAUUUGCAUCUGAACUAAGUAAACGCAAAAUUACAAUGUCGCACCCUUAUAAGCCAAGCCAUGGCUGGGGUCAUGGAUUGCGUAAAGCUGUUAAUAAUUGGUACCUUUCCAAGGAACCAUUAGAAUUGGCAAAAUGCGUAACAAGAUGCAAAGGUAGAUAUGGGUGGAAGCAUAAGGAUAUAGUGAAACUUUCGCAUCCGCAUCCUGAUACACCAGAAAAAGAAGUGAUACUCAAAUACAUAAUGCACGGUUUGGAAAAAACUAAAAAAUCAUUUGGGGAUAACUUGGGUGUACAAGAAUUGAUUGAAUAUAUACAAAAAGUUGAAGACUUUAAACAUUGUAAUGAUAAAGUUCAGGCAGCUGGCCUUCUAGAAAAGUACGAAUUAACAUUGGACCAUGUUCCUGGUCAUAUGUUAAAAUCUACAGAGAUUUGGAAUUCAUUGAUACCAUCAAUGGAUUUACAUACACUUUUGAGUAAUCUGCAAAGGAUACACAAUUUGGGAUUAUUGAAGGCAAAUGCUCCAGCUGUUGAAAAAAUCAUAGAUGAGAUUACUAAUAAGGAAAGAUUAGCUCGCAGCAAUAUACAUCCAAUAUUUGUCUAUAUUAUUUUAAAAAAUUAUGAAAAUUCUGGAAAGCCAUUGUCAUACGAGAAACGAAAAAUGAAAGAACAAGCAAAGAAACCAUUUCCUCCUCCGCCGAAACCAAACUCUAAGAUUAUAAGCGCGCUAAACGAAGCAUUCGAACUUUCGGUUUUGAAUCUCAAAUCAACUGGGUUGCGUUACAUGAUAACGAUUAAUGCUAAUAAAAUAAUGUGGAAGUGUCCUACAUGGCGCAGUGGAAAUGUGAAUGCAGCAGAAGCUGGUUUUUUAAUAGCAUAUGCACUUUCUCGAUGCGAAAAGGAUGUCACUGCUGCUGCAUUUGACGUUAUCGACGUUCAUAUUAUCAAUUUGAAUCAGUCACUCUAUUUUUCUUCGCUAAUGAAUGUGUAUCAGCCUAUGCCAAAUAAUAUUAUUCGCUUAAGUAGCCCGAUUAUAUGGGCUUCUCAAAAGGGUUAUCAGUAUGAUGUAUUUAUUAAUGUAAUGGACGAUAUAGUAAACUACAACGAAUGUGAAGAAGUCUUUGAAAACUACAGAGAACAAAUGAAUCUUCCACAUACGAAGUUAAUAAAUUGCGUUGUCUGUUCUUCAAAAGCAUACAAAGAGGAUAUAUACAACAGAAACAUUUUAACAAUUUAUGGUUUUGACGCAACCGUACCUAUGGUUAUACAAGCAUUUGCAAAGUCACUCUUUUGAAGAUCAGUUAUUUGUAUAUUGUGAUGUGAUACACACAUGACAUAACUCCAUUCUCGUGAAGAAGAAAUUCGCCGUUUAAAAUUUUAUGAAAUGCUAUAAUACGGUAAUUCUUGCAAAGGUAAAUCUCUACAGAAAUUCAUUUCUCAUUUCUAUACGAUUUUUCGUAAUGAUCUUACGUGUCGCAAGUUUUUUAUAAUUCACUACGUGAGAGUGCCUUUUGAGAUAGAGAAAAAUUUCUUGAGGGUUACAAAACAAUAAUGUUAAAAUCUUAUAAAGGAAUCAAGGACAAUUAGCGAAUAGAUGAAAUUUCAAAUUAAAACAGUAUGCUUGAUGUAAUACUGUGUAAAAUGAAACUAAAAACGUUUAUUUUAAUUUAAUUGGUCAAUGCCUGGACUUAUAAGUACUAGAAAAUCCUGUGACGGGAUAUGGUGAACGUAUUUAAUUACAUUAUGUUAACUUUUCUAUAUUCUGUUCUUUUUUUAAAAGAGAAAAAAGAAAAAAUAACAGAGUAAAAGAAUUUUCUAUUGUCUCACUAAUAUAUCAAUAUUAAAUCAAUAACUAUAUUUACUGCAUGCCUUUAAUAGCUUAGGCAAUCUUAUAUAGAAUGAUUUUAAGAUAUACAGGACAUAAAGUACAGAAUUCAUGUGUUUUGUUAAAAUUGUUACGUUAAAAAAACUGCGAUUAAAUUUUUGAUUUGUUUAUUCAAAAAAUAAGUACUUAGGAAAGUAAUGAAAUUAUGCAGUUACGAUUCACAUGCUUAAAAUUUUAUUUUUCUUAUAGUUUUUAUUACACAUUACGAAAACGAAAAA